Messenger RNA from Coffea arabica (coffee), 846 nucleotides. Its product is annotated as ankyrin repeat-containing protein BDA1-like. The record is from RefSeq and is a predicted model, not a curated record. NCBI's taxonomy places the organism in Eukaryota, Viridiplantae, Streptophyta, Magnoliopsida, Gentianales, Rubiaceae. Gene Ontology annotation, molecular function: protein binding.
AUGCAGAAACUGUCCAUAGCUACCAGUGAAGGUGAUGUUAGUGCCUUAUAUAGAGUGAUAAGCAAUAAUCCAGACCUUUUGGAAUGCAUAGAUCAGAAACCAUUCAAUCAUACACCAUUGCACAUUGCUGCAGAAACAGCGCACACACACUUUGCCCUUGAAAUCAUGAGUUUAAAGCCUUCUUUAGGGAGGGGCAGAGAAAGAAUUACUCCUUUGCAUUAUGCUGCAGAAGUAGAGGAAAUUGAUUUUUUGGCUGAAUUUCUGCGGAAAUGUCCAGCAUCAAUCGAAGAUGUGACUUUAUGCUGCGAGACUGCUGAACACAUUGCCAUGAAAAACGGAAAACUUAGAGCUUUUAAAGUGCUCUUUGGUUGGCUAAAGCGAACUAAUAGGAAAGAAAUAUUGAACUGGGGGGAUGAAGAUGGCAAUACAGUGUUGCAUGUCACAGCAUCCACAAAUCAAACUGAGGUUGCCAAAUUGCUGGUUAAAUAUGUCAAUGUUAACGCAAAGAACCAUGAAGGCCUGACAGCCCUUGAUAUAUCCAACACUAAACCUCCAAUCCAAGUAAACGCAAGGAUGAAGAAGAUUUUACUUAGGGCAGGAGCUUCAAAAGCUUCACGGCUUCAUCAACUUCCCACUUUAGCAGAAAUGUUGGGGUCACCAGAGGCACUGAUUGAGAAAAUAUUUCAAAUCAAUGCUUAUUUGGACGAAGGCUUAUCCGGUGAAAUGUGCAAUUCCAUGUUGGUUGCGGCAAUACUAAUAGCCACGUCAGCAUAUCAAUCAGUCCUCAGCCCUCCAGCUCCAUGGCCACCUCAAAUCAACCAGCGGUGGAGCCUGGAGAAGUGGUGA